Molecule: messenger RNA, 574 nt
Organism: Xiphias gladius (swordfish)
Lineage: Eukaryota; Metazoa; Chordata; Actinopteri; Istiophoriformes; Xiphiidae
Gene: pfdn1
Product: prefoldin subunit 1
Exons: 4
Coding region: 54-482 (142 amino acids)
Biological process (GO): protein folding
Cellular component (GO): prefoldin complex; cytoplasm
Molecular function (GO): protein folding chaperone
Source: RefSeq, a predicted model, not a curated record
GACCGUGUCCAGCAGGAGGCGCUCAUCAACUUCACCUGCCGUAAAACUCGCAGAUGAAAAGCAACGGGUCCGCACAUGCGCAAUCUCUGUGUGGUUCCGUUUCAGCACCGGAGAAAAUGGCUGCGCCCGUAGACCUGGAGCUGAAGAAGGCGUUCUCUGAGCUGCAGGUGAAGAUGAUCGACACGCAGCAGAAGGUGAAGCUGGCUGACCUGCAGAUCGAUCAGCUGACCCGUGUCCAGAAACAUGCUAAGCUAACACACACUGAGAUCACCACGCUGCCCGACAACACACGACUCUACGAGGGAGUCGGACGCAUGUUCAUUCUUCAGUCAAAAGAGGACAUCAAUAAUCAGCUGAUGGACAAACAGAAAACAGCUGACGAGAAGAUCAAAGAGCUGGAGAAGAAGGUGUACCUUGAACGCAGCGUGAAAGAAGCUGAAGACAACAUCAGAGAAAUGCUGCUGUCCAGGCGAGCUCAUUGAUCAGUACUCAUCAAUAUUCAAUAACACGUCAUGUCAGUGACUCCCUGUGUUUCUUGUGUGUUUGUUGUUCUUAUUAAAAUGUUAACGCUUCA